This is a messenger RNA of Coccinella septempunctata (seven-spotted ladybird), 1625 nucleotides long. RefSeq lists its product as uncharacterized. The coding region runs from base 266 to 1429 and encodes 387 amino acids. The record is from RefSeq and is a predicted model, not a curated record. The transcript has 2 exons. Lineage: Eukaryota; Metazoa; Arthropoda; Insecta; Coleoptera; Coccinellidae.
CAAAUACGUACUGCAGAACACCAACAAAAAAAAUGCAGUUCUAUUCAGGAACCGCACAACCAAUUAACAUCCUCAACUAUAACUUUACUAUUACUGGUUUAUCAUUAACAUGGACCUUUUUUAUUGAAAACGAAGUAAACGGAACUAUCACCUACAUUUUCAAGUAGCAACGCCGUCUACGAUAGGCGGGUACUUUGAAAAAAUCAUCGGCGUGUAAUAGGUUCUUCCCUCCGAGCUAUAGGCUUUAUCUAUAAAUUCUUUUUACAUGUCUCUCAGUGGUAGUGCGAAGCUGGUAUCAAAAAUGGGUUUUUUACAAAGCUUGACUGUCGUCCUCAUACUCAUCAACAGUUUGAAAGCAAGGACCUUACUUGGACCUCUUACAAAUCUAAAAGAUAUAUCUAAAAAUGAUAGUGACGGAGCCAGCGAUGAAGCAAAUGAUGUUUCAUUAAAAGAACCAUACGUUUCAGAGGAAUCUGUGGAAGAUAUCCAAAGUGGAUUAUUUCCGGUGAAACUUGAGAGACCAUCCGAAAACAACAUCCAUCUCAUAGCCCAUACUCAGCAGGAUGGAAAUGCCAUUCAUUUCCUUCCCACACAACAAAAUGAUCCGAAAAUUCUCGAGAAAACAAUUGAGCAGGCUGAGUUCGAACAAGGAAAAUCACCAGAACGCCUUUUAUCUCCGAUAUUAAUAAGAGAAGAUUCCCCAGAUCAAGUCUUCGCAUUAAAACAGGAUGUGUAUUCUUCGAUGAAAGAAGUUCAACCAUUACUGGUACAAGAAACAUUACCAUCUUUAUCCAAGGAAGUUGAAUCAAAACACUUGAAAGGAAUCGCUCCUGAAUAUAAUCAAGACAGUUUUCAGCCUCUUCCAGCCAUCAAGCAGGAGAUCGAAUCUCUACAAUUAUCAGAUUGUAUCAAAAAAUUACAAAGUUUCUUCCCCAACACGUUAACCAAUCUAGGGGAUGUCCUUUCAACGCACGAACACGAUACUUUACCACCAUUGCCUAAUCCAAUGGGAGAUAUAAAAACCGAGCAAUUGGAAACGUUUGAAAAGGGCAAUCUUGGCGAACUUCAUGAGCCUUUACCGCCAACUUUGACCCAAGUGAAACUUCCAGAUCAAUCUCUCAUGCCGAUUAAAGAUUCACCGACCAUUCCUCCGGUACCAAAUCCAGAUCAUGUUCUUUCUUCGCAAACGUCUGAUGGCAAAGUUCUUGCAGAAGCUCCUUUGCCCAUUACUGAAGAACAUUUUCCAGCUCCUGUAGUUCCUUCAGGGCCAUAUCCUGCCGAAGUUUCUAUUUUGAAGGAAAUACCUGUUGCUCAUGUGGCUGAGCCUCUCCCACCUCUACGAAAUGGUGUUUUUACUGCCAAAUAUCCGACUUCGCUAGAGCACAAAGUACAGUUACCUAUGGGUUCUCCGUAUAUAACUGCUAGUUAAUAUUUUCAGCAAAUAAAUAAAAACGAUCUGAAAUUAUUUUCGGAAUAUUUCGUAUCAAAAUUAUUUGAACGAUGUGUAUCUUCUUGGAGAUGUCAUAAAAUUGAAAAAUCAUCUAGUUUUGAUUGUCACUAAUUUCAUUGUUCAAAGGUUGCGAGUGUUUAAGGCUUUAUAAUAUGAUAAUGUCAUUAUUUAUUUU